AGCAUGCAGGAUUUUGUAUCAAACUUUUCUUUUACAGAUUUCAAACUCAAUGGCUUUCAUACUUUGGGAGAAUGGAGACCUAUGUUAUUCAUUCCAUAUUUUCUGAUGUUUUUGUUGUCUAUUAUUGGAAACUCCACUAUACUAUAUGUGAUAAUAUCUCACCGGGCUCUGCAUUCGCCUAUGUUUGUACUUAUUGGUCUCAUGGCACUUGUGGAUUUAUGUUCACCAUUUAUUUUUGUCCCACAUUUGCUGCUUAUCUUUUUAUUUGACUUCAGUGCUAUUUCUCUAGUGGGCUGUUUGAUCCAAAUGUUCUGCAUUCAUUAUUCUGGGACAUGUCAGUCUACUUUAUUGUUGUGUAUGGCACUGGAUCGUUAUUUUGCUAUAUGCAGACCACUUUUUUACCAAAAGCAUAUGGAGUUUUCUAACUUUUUAAAGAUCAUCAUAGUGCCAUUAAUCAGAAAUGGAGUCUUAAUUAGUACAGUAGUCUGUCUGGCUGGAAGGUUAUCAUACUGUUCAACAAAUGUGAUAGAUCAUUGUUUUUGUGAGCAUAUGGCAUUGGUUCAGCUGGCGUGUGGAGACAUUUCUAUAAAUAAUUUGGUAGGACUUUUAACUGCUUUCCUUGUACCAACUGUAGAUUUUGUUUUAAUUGCUCUGUCUUACAUAAUAAUAUUCAUUUCUGUUCUAAAAUCUGGCAAGGCACACUUGAAGGCUAUGAAUACUUGUAUUACUCAUAUAAUUGUUAUCACAUUUACUUUAAUUUUUGCCUUAUUUUCUUUUAUGUUAUAUAGAAUAAACAAUAAUAUUUCUCCAGGGAGCCGUGUUUUUCUGAGCACAAUGUAUUUACUUUUUCCAAGCUGCUGCAACCCAAUUAUUUAUGGGCUGAGAACAAAAGAAAUAAGACUUCACUUUCUGAAAUUAAUAAAACAUAUGAAGGUCUUACCUCUGUGA
Messenger RNA from Electrophorus electricus (electric eel), 948 nucleotides. RefSeq names its product olfactory receptor 52K1-like. The record is from RefSeq and is a predicted model, not a curated record. Gene Ontology annotation, molecular function: olfactory receptor activity; G protein-coupled receptor activity. Gene Ontology annotation, biological process: G protein-coupled receptor signaling pathway. Gene Ontology annotation, cellular component: plasma membrane. NCBI's taxonomy places the organism in Eukaryota, Metazoa, Chordata, Actinopteri, Gymnotiformes, Gymnotidae.